Messenger RNA from Boleophthalmus pectinirostris (great blue-spotted mudskipper), 7022 nucleotides. It is a transcript of the gene tanc2a, whose product is annotated as tetratricopeptide repeat, ankyrin repeat and coiled-coil containing 2a. The transcript has 29 exons. The record is from RefSeq and is a predicted model, not a curated record. Gene Ontology annotation, molecular function: protein binding. Gene Ontology annotation, cellular component: dendritic spine. Gene Ontology annotation, biological process: regulation of dendritic spine morphogenesis. Lineage: Eukaryota; Metazoa; Chordata; Actinopteri; Gobiiformes; Gobiidae. Bases 304 to 5841 code for a protein of 1845 amino acids.
UCGAGGCGAGAGCGGAGCAGGCUCGUGUCACCGGAGCUCCUCAGACGUCAGCCCGUGCCAUUCUCACCGGGGAAAUCAACAAUAAUGCUCACAGGAUAUUUCGCCGUUUGUCUUCGAAUGUGGGACUAUCAUUUUCUGUGAUGAACGGAACGAGGGAAGUGCGGGAAUUCGUUUAUCUACAGCUCGUGGUUUCCACUGAGAAGGGCACGCACUGAGGGGGUGAUAUUAACCCGACCGUGACCUACCUUUUAUCUUCCGUCUCACAAUACCGGGCGCUGCUGCAGCUCUGAGAAGUGUCCAGCCAUGUUCCGAAACAGUCUGAAGAUGCUCCUCGGAGGCAGAGGUCGCAAGAACACAUCCAGUGGUGGCAGUAGCAUUGAGUCUGACGGAUCAGACGUCAGAAUAAUGGAAGGAUUCUCUCGGUCACUGCCAUCUUCUCCGCUCCUCAAUCUUCGGCUGGCCAAGAGACCAGGUGAGGAGGAGGAGUUGGGACCUCCACCCUCGGUCGAUGAAGCUGCUGAUGCGUUAAUGACCCGACUGGGAUUCUUAUUGGGGGACAAGAUCGUUGCUCAAGACUCCGCCACCACCUCCAACCCCCAGGAGGACGCACCGAGGAUCUCUCCGUCCUCCAGCUUGGCCAGUGGCAGCACCUCCCCCUGCUCCACACUGCAGCCCCCUGCUGGAGGAGAGAGUAACAACAACAACAAGCAUGCCCCGUCCAACUACGCUUCCAUCACCUCUCCCUCCUCCACACUGGACAGCAGGGACAGUGGCAUCAUAGCCACAUUGACCAGCUACUCCGCCGAGUCCGCCGUAGAGCGAGAUGACAAUGGCAAGUACCACGGCAACGGUUACCACGGCAGCAAUCUCAACCUGUGGCAACAGGGCGGCGAACGACACGUGGUAACCUCUACGUCCUCGUCCAGCAUGGUGGCGCCAAGGGGUGGAACUAACGGCUUCCUGUACAGAAACGAAGACAACAUGUCCGCCUCUACCUACAGCCUCAACAAACUCCACCCAGACCGCUCCUCAGGCUCCACCCACUCCAUCCCGCUCUACCUCAUGCCCCGCCCCAACUCUGUGGCUGCUACCAGCACUGCCCACCUUGAAGAUUUGGCUUAUCUUGAUGAACAGCAAAGACAUAUCCCUUCUAGGACCUCCCUCAGAAUGCCCAGACAGAAUUCUGGGAGUCGUAGUCAACAGGAACAUAUAGUGCGUUUUACUCCCUCGCUCAACCUCAAGCCCUUUCACUUCGAGAUCCCCGGGCUGGCUGGUGAUUGGUUGUUCACGGGGAGGGAGUGGCUUUUCCAGGAAGUAGAUGCCUGUCUGCGCAGCACUGAUCCUGCACAAAGUCGCGGCGUGGUGAUCGUCGGUAACAUGGGCUUCGGUAAAACGGCCAUCAUCGCGAGGCUCGUGGCUCUAAGUUGUCACGGAAACCGGAUGUGGCCAAAUGCUGCUACUAACCAGAGCGUACCUAAACAUGCUGAAAAUGCACAGUUUUCCCACAAUUCAUUGGGACGAGGUGGAGAAGUGGAUGAUGGAAGAGAGGGGAGCUGCCCAGGCACUCCAGAGCUGAAAAGAAGACAGGAGGAGGCACUGAGACGGCUCGCAGGACAGGUGGUGUCCUAUCACUUCUGUCAGGCGGACAACUGUCACACCUGUCUCGUCCCAGAGUUUGUCCACAACAUGGCUGCCAUGCUCAGCUCCAGCCCUCAGCUUUCCUCAUACAGAGAACUCCUCCACAAGUCGCCCCAACUACAGAGCAUGCUCAGUCUGCGCUCCUGCAUCCAAGACCCCAACGCUGCUCUAGUUAAGGGAAUACUGGAGCCACUAGACCUACUCUACAGAGAGAGGAAGAUCCAGGCUGAGCGGACAGGACUUAUUGUCUUGAUUGAUGGGUUGAACGAAGCAGAGUUCCACCGCCCUGACUAUGGCGACACCCUGGCUUCCUUCCUCAGUAGGAACAUUCAGAGAUUCCCUCCCUGGUUAAAGGUCAUCACUACCGUCCGUACUGGCCAACAGGACAUCACGCAGUCUUUGCCUUUCCACCGCGUCUCACUGGAUCUCAUGGAGGAGAACAGUGCCAUCGAGCAGGACCUGCAGGGCUACCUGAUGCAGCGUAUCCACAGCAGUGCCGAGAUACAGAGCAACGUGUCCCUGGGUAAUGGUCGCCUUGACAACACGGCCCUGUCCAAACUCAUCAGCCACCUCAAGAGUCUGAGCCGAGGCUCCUACCUGUACCUCAAGCUCACGCUGGAUCUGAUCGAGGGGGGCUACCUGGUGCUCAAGAGCUCCAGCUUUAAGGUGGUUCCUGUGAGCUUAGCAGAGGUGUACCUCCUGCAGAUGAACAUCAGAUUCCCCACACAGUCAUCUUUCCAGAGAGUCCUGCCUCUACUCAACGUCACCACGGCCUCCCUGCACCCGCUCACAGACCAGCAGUUGUAUGAAGCAGUGAAUGCGAGUGCUGUGACCGGAGGGACCCUGCCCUGGGCUGAGUUUGCUCAGCGACUGGAACAGCUCUCUCCGUUCCUGUUGUGGAGGGGCGAUGGGAGCCGGAUGUUAAAGCAUGCCUCCUUCCGAGAGUGGCUGGUGUGGAGAGAGGAUGGGCAGGACAGUCGCUUCCUCUGCGACCCCAGGAGCGGUCACACUCUGCUGGCCUUCUGGCUCUGUAGACAGGAGGGUAAACUGAGUCGGCAGCACACUCUGGAGCUUGGACACCACAUCUUGAAAGCUCACAUUUAUAAGGGCCUCAGCAAGAAACUUGGGGUCUCCUCCUCAGUACUCCAGGGCCUGUGGCUCUCCUACAGCACUGGCACUCUGAGUCCGGCUCUGUCCUGUCUGCGAAACCUCUACACGCCCAACAUCAAGGUGAGCCGGCUGCUGAUAAUGGCGGGAGCAGACGUGGACUGCCACUCAGAUGUCCUAAACAACGCCCCUCUGCUGUGUGUGCAUGCACAUUUAGGACACAAGGACGCUGUGGCUCUGCUGCUGGACCAUGGAGCACAGGUGGAUGCUCGGUCUAAUGAUGGACUGACUGCCCUGGGAUUUGCUGCUGCUGCUGGACAUUUGGAUAUUGUAACUAUGCUGAGUCAGCACAGAGCCAAGGUUGGGCAUGUGGACAGCUCAGGUCGAUGUGCUCUGGUCCUCGCUGCUCAGCGCGGACGUCAAGAGGUGCUGUGUUUCCUGCUGAAAUGUGCAGACUGGAACUGUACUACCUGCUGUGGCCAGAGGGGGCCCAGCCGAGGCCAGGCCCUACAACAGGCUCUGAUCGCAGGAGCCAGCAUGGGCCACACUGAGACUGUGUUAUUUCUACUGGAGCUACCAGAGGAGGAGGAGGACAGGCCCGAGAUCAACACUUGUGACAGUCUGUGGGGAGAGACAGCGCUGACAGCUGCAGCGGGCAGUGGCAGACUGGCUGUGUGCAGACUCCUGCUGGAUCAAGGAGCUGCUGUGGAGAAAGCCAACCGCCGCGGGGCUGCCCCCCUCUUCUGCAGUGUGAGGAGAGGACACUGGCAGGUGGUGGAGCUGCUGCUGAAUUCUGGAGCAGAGGUGAACAUGGUGGACCCACAGGGCCGUACUGCUCUCAUGACAGCCGCAUCAGAAGGACACAUGUCCACGGCACAGCUGCUGCUCAAUCAUGGUGCAUCUCUGGACCUGUGUGACCGGGAGGGGCUCACAGCCCUGAGCUGGGCAUGUCUCAAAGGUCAGCUGCCAUUGGUCAGAGAGCUGGUGGACAGAGGAGCUGACACCACACAUGCCGACCGCAGUGGGCGCACACCUCUGGACCUGGCCGCCUUCUGUGGGGACCCUGAAGUGGUACAGUACUUGGUGGAUCACGGAGCUUCAGUAGAGCAUGUGGACAGCAGUGGGAUGCGUCCUCUGGAUCGAGCUGUUGGCUGCAGGAACACGUCUGCUGUUAUUGCUUUGCUCAAGAAGGGUGCACAAAUAGGACCUGCCACCUGGGCCAUGGCUACAUCGAAGCCUGAUAUUCUGAUGGUUCUGCUGAGUAAACUGAUCCAAGAGGGUGAUCGUCUGUACAAGCAAGGGAAGGUGCGUGAGGCGGCCGUAUCGUACCAGUCGGCGCUGCAGAAGUUUCCAGGCGAUGAGAUGAAGACUUUUCGACAGCUCCGAGUGUCUGUGCUGCUCAACCUGUCACGAUGUCGCCGCAAAAUGAAUGAUUUCAGCUUGGCUGAAGAGUUUGCCACCAGAGCACUGGAGCUGAAAGCCAAAUCAUAUGAAGCCUUUUAUGCCAGAGCCCGGGCUAAGCGUAGCCGCAGGCAGUACCAUGCUGCACUAGAGGACCUGUUAGAAGCCAGCCGUCUGUGUCCAUCGAACCGUGAGAUCCAGAGACUUCUGUCCAGAGUCAAAGAGGAGUGUCGACAGGCAGCGCAGCAACCGGACCCCUCCACUGCUCCUCCACCACACCUGUACCAGCACAAUGUGUCCAGGGACGUGGACGAAGAGGAGACCGGCCACAGUGAAGCUGUCAUCCAAAGUCUGGACAGUCACAGCAGCCCUCGUGGUCCUUCUCCAAACUCUCUUUCUCCAACUCACAUGUACCACCAUGUCUCUAGCCCCGCCCACUCACCUUCCUCCCCAAGCCAUGGGCACCAUUUCAGCCCGGCCUCCUCCCCGGUCCACCAGCAAAGAGUAAGCCCCAUGUCUGAAAGCCUGCCUCAAUCCAUGUUAGCAAUGCACCACCCUGAGCAGCACCUCCAGAACCAGAGGUCUUUCCAGAAGCAAAACACAGUCCAAGGCCAAUGGCUCCAGCCAGCCAAAGCUCAACUUGUGCGGUCAAGCCAGCCCACCUCUGCAGUCCACUCUAACAUGGUGUUUGGGGGGUCAGCCUACUCUCAGUUUGCCCAUUUGCCAAAAGAACUUGCUGAACUCGGUGAGGGCUUUCAACUCCAGCCUGGUUUGUCUUACCAAGAUGACCUGGAUUGUCAGCCCAGACCUGCUACAGCGUACGGAAGAGGGAUGAAUCGCUACAGCCAAGGUGCCCAGUUUGGUCGAAACCAGUCCAAAGCGGCGUAUUAUCCAAUGGAGGUGACUGAAUCUUCUAAUAUCGGUGCACCUGAUUCAUACAAUGAUUACCAGUAUCAACCACAAGGAGGGCUACGGCGACCACUUAGUGCACACCCAACCUCUUCUUCUGCAGCUGCUUCUAACAGGCCGCUCAUCCAUUCUCAAAGCGUCAAUGUGCGUAGCCUAGCGGGGCAACUACCUCCGCCUAAUUUAUCCACUUUCCGAACUUCAGCCUCUGCCCAGCAUGUGGAUUUGCCACCAGACCCGCCUCCAUUCUCUGGAAGUUACCAUGAUGAUCUAUUUUUAGGCUCGAACCCUCAAUCUGAUUUGGGAAUGGUAGGGGGUGGUACAUAUCCCGGGGAGGCGGGGCGUGCCUCAAGGAACACUCCUUUUAUGGGCAUUAUAGAUAAAACUGCAAGGGUACAACCACAAUACCAGUCACAAGCCCCGCCUACGUCUUCUUGUCUAAGUCCGUCUCGCUCCUGGGCCGUCUCCUCCGUAGACACUGUGGUGACAUCUCCAAGCAAAGCUCCGCCCACUCAACCAUUUCCUUCUUCGAUUGCUUACCAUAAUCGAAGCAACAACAAUGCGCACAAUGGCCAUUAUUACGACAACCAAAAUGACUACUAUGAAGUGACACCUGUGAAGGUAGAAAACUCCGUCCCAAUAGUGAGUCAGAACCCGUCUUAUGUAGAUGUGAGGUUAGCCCGCACUAUGCCAGUGAUACACAGCUGCUCGGAUCGGCCCAGUGAGCGUAAAAUGGGCCCUACCUCUCCUGUCAAACCAAAAAGACCCUUUGUGGAGUCCAAUGUAUAGAAAACUACCACUAUAAUGUAACUUUUGAAGGGAUACAGUCUGGCAAUGCUUGAAGAUACAAGUACAUGCAAUGCUUUGAAUGAAUGGCACACAAGCUGAAGGAACGAUGCAAUAAUAGACAUUUAUAAUAGUUGUGGGACAAAAAGAGGAAUAAAAUAAGUUAAAUUAUGUUCAAAGCCAGAUUGCAGUUAGGUUUGCCAAGACUAAAGGAAAAAAAAUGGGCUGCUGACCAUGCCACUUUGCAGCCGUUUUGUUUUAGAUGUUCAAUAAUUAUUAGUCAUGAAUUGUCGGUCUAAAAAAGAAAUAGGACUUAGUUUUGGGUUUUUUUCAACAAUUCAAUGUAAUUCUGUAAGACUAUGCUUGAUAAUGAGACAGCACAUAAUAUCACAAAGCACAACAAAUGACCAAGAAGGAAGUUGGAAACCCCAAACUUCUUAUAAUGUUCUUUGCGUCUACAUUAAAUCUAAAGUAAUCAUGGUAUGAAGUUGCGUGGCGUUGCAAGCCAUAGCCAAGUCCCAAGCCAUAAUGUUUGAGGACAAUGUUGUUGAGUAAAGCACUGACUUACUGUAUAUACAAGAAGAGUAAGCGUUAUUUAUCUUUUUAAGUUAUGUAUGUGACUGUACAAUGCAAUUUAUAAUGUAAUGUAUAUUAUUUUUUAUUUCUUUUAUGUGCUUUUAUAUAUUAUUAUUUCAGUGAUUCCUACCCAAAAGUGGCAAUAUUCUAACAUCAUUCAUUACUCGCUUCAGCCUGAACGCCUUUCAGAAAUGCUGUCCUUCAGGGUUUUUUUUCCUACCAAAACUUUUUAUACUUUGCAGUGCUAAUUUAUGCAAUGGCGAGCUAGUUAAACCACGGCUUUUACAUGUGUUGCCAUAGAGCCCAUGCUGACUCGCUUCAUUCCCUGGAGGGUUGACUGACAGAUGGUGUUAAGGAGGACAUUGACUUAAAGACAUUCACGUUGCUCACACAGAUGCCUGCUUUGUUUUUUAUUUGUUCAUCUUUUUUUGCUACGAGUUCUUUUGUCACGGUACAAACACACACUGCCCUCUGAGGUCGAAGUUGCAACGUUAAGUAGUGGCCGGUUUUGUUUUUGUCAGACUUUUGCCAAGGCCAUUGCUAAAACACAUUAUUAGCAUGUUGGAUGUUCAAAGACUUGUUGAAAAGAUUAAAGACUUCAGAUCAAA